Zootermopsis nevadensis is the source of this 2673-nucleotide messenger RNA. The record is from RefSeq and is a predicted model, not a curated record. NCBI's taxonomy places the organism in Eukaryota, Metazoa, Arthropoda, Insecta, Blattodea, Termopsidae.
UAGCACUGCAUUAAUCUAAAUAUAUCGAUAUGGGAAAGAAUGACUAGCGAAAUUGCGUCGAUCACUUUCGUAACCUGUUUUGAAGUACAGUACAUAUUUCUUGUACAGAGGUUUUGCAGUUAUGUCAGACAGCAGACUGGCCGUAUCUGAUGCGAAGGUCUGAAAAAACAAGCACACAAACUGUGAUGAUCUCGUGGUAGUGGAUUGUGUCUUGGAGUCUACGACUAGACAGCGGCGGAUUUAUCGUACGUAGUAAGAUUUAGCAAUUUGUGCGUUGUAUUAUAAUUUUAACGGUUACAUUAUUUCUUGACGAUGACUUCGCAGUUAUACACACGAAAGUAAACAAGGUUCGGACUUCUGUAGGGCCCUAUUAAGCAUGACAGAUCUGCGAUUCGAUGGCCGAGUGGUUGUAGUUACAGGAGCUGGUGCAGGCCUGGGUAAAGCAUAUGCCCUGCUGUUUGCGGAGCGUGGAGCAUCAGUUGUGGUGAAUGACCUUGGUGGUGGUCGCCAUGGCGAUGGGAAGAGUAGCAGUGCAGCAGACAGUGUUGUAGAAGAGAUCCGGCACAAAGGUGGCAAGGCUGUAGCCAACUAUGAUUCUGUGGUGAAUGGAGAGAAGAUUAUACAGACGGCUCUGGAAGAGUUUGGACGAGUAGAUGUGGUAGUGAACAAUGCUGGCAUCCUGGACAAGUCAUUCUCCAGGAUUAGUGACGCAGACUGGAGCUUAAUUCAGGACGUACACCUAACAGGUGCUUUCAAGGCAACUCGAGCCGCGUGGCCUCACUUCCGUAAACAAAAGUAUGGACGUGUCAUUGUGACAUCCUCCAAUUCUGGUCUAUAUGGGAACUUUGGGCAGGCAAACUACAGUGCUGCCAAGAUGGGGCUGGUUGGUCUGAACAAUACGUUAGCGAUAGAGGGCAGGAAGGACAACAUCCACUGCAAUGUGAUUGUGCCAACUGCGGCAUCCCGGCUUACUGAAGACAUCCUGCCACCGGAUUUCUUUGCGCAGCUGCGCCCAGAGCUGAUUGCGCCAGUCGUCGCGUGGCUGUGUCACGAAUCCUGUGAGGAGACUGGCUCCAUCAUCGAGUCUGCUGCUGGCUGGGCAGGAAAAUGUUAUCUGGUGCGUUCACCGGGCGGCCUGCUGCGUGCACAGAUGAAUGAGCUGGUGACGCCAGAGGCUGUACGUGAGAACUGGGGCAAGGUGACAGAUAUGUCUGCUGCCGUUAAAUUGGAGUCCAUCCAGGAGGCAUCUGGUACCCUGAUGACCGUUCUGGAGCAGAUGAAGUCGAACUCUGGGCUUUCUUCUGAUGGCAAGAGUGUUGUGACAAAGUUCCAAUACACUCCUCGUGACCUGAUCCUGUAUGCACUGGGAGUUGGUAGCACUGUGACCAACCCAAGUGACCUGAGAUUCCUGUAUGAAGGCCACGCAGACUUCUCUGCGUUGCCGACGUUCCUCGUGUUGCAAGGCGUGUCUGCCGUGAUGGAGUCUAGUGUUACUGCUGAGGUGUUCAGUGGCAGGGAUUUCAAUCCUGCCAGGGUAAGUGAGGUUAUGUCUUGAUAAGCAGACUCUUUUGAGGAUAACCGCAAGGUUCAGCAUCGGUCAUUUCGAAGCCUGCCUUCGGAUGCAACCCUGAGCCACCUCACAAUCUUCUUGCUGUGUUUUCAUCUCUCUAUAUGCAUUUCUUGCCUUCGCAGCUGAACAUGUCCAUAUAUCUUAACGCAAGGCACAUUUUACUGCCUGUGCUUUGUCUAUUACGAAUAUAAUAGCCAGUCUCCAUCGCACUUGACUUGUUUAGUUCACUGUACAUGCAGUGAGGAAGAAAUUAAAAGUCUGCUGGUCCUCAUGGAAUGAAAGCAGAUCCAGCUUCUGCAAAAAUAAUACUGCUGUGGGUUGUUUUUCUGUUCAGUGCAACGGAGGAUCAUUCAGGUCGUAUUCUAUGCUAGUGAAGUUGUAAUUGAGCAGUGUGGUGUGGACUCGGGGAAUGCUUGCUAUCAUUCAGUCCAAAAUGUUUUGUCCUCUCAUCUCACAUCAAGAAAACUAAAGAUACAAAAGUUGUGCUGUAUGGGUGUUAAACUUGGUCUCCCACUUUGAGGGAGGAACAUAGAUUGAGGGUCUUUGAGAACAGAGUGUUUAGGAUAUUUCGACCUAAGAGGCAGGAAGAAAAGUGCAUUAUGAGCUUCACGGACUGUACCCCUCACUUGAUACCGUUAGGGCGAUUAAAUCGAGGAGGAUAAGACGGGCGGGACAUGCGGAACGCAUUGUGGAGGGGUGGGGUGUUUACAAGAUAUUGGUUAGAAGGCCUGAAGGGAGGAGAUUGUGGGUGAGACAUUGGCGUAGGUGGGAUGGCGUUAAGAUGGACCUUUGGGAGAUAGGAAUCUAUGGAGCAAACUGGAUGCAGCUGGCUCAGGUUAGUCUUAUGGCAGGCUUUUGUGAACUCAGUGAUGAACCUUUGGCUUCUAUAAAGAAAGUGUUCUAUUUUUUGAGAAGCCAAGUAUACAGUCAGUUUUUCAAAGAAUAUCCUGCACCAUAGAGAGAGUGAGGAUAGAAUUCACACUGAUUCAGUGAGCUGCACAAAGUGUAGAUGCUUCCCACUGGCAUGCCACUCGGUCAUGUAAACAAAUGACAGUAUUCAGUUGUUUUUGCAGAUAUAUCAUAAAGUAUUUCUUUCUUUCUUU